AUGGCUGUGCAGACUCUCCUUGAAGUUGUCUCUAGACGAGCAAUGGGGACGCAGACUCCUACUGGUAGACACAGUGUGUCUGCCACUUGUAGUGUUCAAACUGAGCAGAAGUUGGCCGUUCAUGCUGAGAUGCAAGUGGACGGAUCUACCAGGGAUGACCUUGCACAUUCUGCAGUUAUCGAGGAGUUGCAGAGUAGAAGUGAAACGCAGCUGUCGGAGUUGCAGGCGAAGAAUACGAAAUUGAGAGAUCUUCAGCGUGCGAAAUCAUCAUUGGAACUCAAGAUCAGACAGUUGGAGUCGGAAAGGGAUCAGCUGCAGGCAUCUCGGAAGGAUCUGUCGAAUCAGUUGAAGACAGCAGAUAGGAAGAUGAAGGCAUUAGGGAGUGCCAACAGAGACAUCCAAGCGUCGAUGGAGAAAUCCACGAAAGAGCAUAUAAGCGUUAUAAUGGCCAUGCAGAACGAGAUCGCCGAGCUUGAGAAGCAAGUGAAAGAACUUGGCGAGAAACUGGCAGAGAAAACGGAGGAGCACAUUGCGACACAACGAGUGGUAGACAUGUUCAAAGUAGAGGUUCGGAAAUGGCAGGGGGAGGCUCGCAAGGUUCAACAACGCCAAGUCCAGCUCGUAUCGUGCUCUAGAUGUAUUACUUUCACGAAGUUAGAGAAGGCUUACACUGCUUUACGGAAGGAACAUGAAUUGGAGCAGGAGCGGUAUGCUGCGGCUUUCAAGACGAGAGAGGAGAUGAAGGACAAGUUCCGCAACUACGUAUCGCCAGAUAGGGAAGGACAGUUACUUCGGGAAAUUGAGAAUCUGAAUGCGAUGCAUGAAGUUGACCAGAGGUGCCUCAGGAAGGAAAUCGCGCAGUUGAAGCAAGAGCGAGAUCGUAUGCGAGGCCAGCAUGCGGAGGAGUCCCAUCGAUCAUCGAAGUUGAUGAGUGAUCUACAGGAUUCCAUCGACGGUGUCCUUCCGCAAAAGACUGUGUCGUCGGAAGCUGACUCGUGGCUGGUGGAGCAGCUGGACUCGGCAGUUGAGGAGGGGUUGGUUGAACGAGGCGGACCUGUGUCGGGCUCACAGGCACAGCAGCACUCCUCUGAGGUGUCCGAGUUACGGGCAGAAACGGCUAAGUUGAAAUCUGAACUUGAUUUCACGAAGGAGCGGUGCGAACAAGAGAGCGAAAAUGCAAGGAUGUAUACCUCUUUACUCGAGGUGGAUUUUUUAAGCAAGUUUUGCCGGGCUGGUUGGAUGCUACUCAGAACGCCGAGUUGGAGAAGGAACGGUAUCGACUGA
Messenger RNA from Perkinsus marinus ATCC 50983, 1284 nucleotides. RefSeq names its product liver stage antigen-1, putative. The transcript is spliced from 11 exons. The coding region runs from base 1 to 1284 and encodes 427 amino acids. Lineage: Eukaryota; Perkinsozoa; Perkinsida; Perkinsidae. The record is from RefSeq and is a predicted model, not a curated record.